Molecule: messenger RNA, 577 nt
Organism: Carcharodon carcharias (great white shark)
Lineage: Eukaryota; Metazoa; Chordata; Chondrichthyes; Lamniformes; Lamnidae
Product: polyadenylate-binding protein-interacting protein 2-like
Exons: 3
Coding region: 25-399 (124 amino acids)
Biological process (GO): negative regulation of translational initiation
Cellular component (GO): cytoplasm
Molecular function (GO): mRNA regulatory element binding translation repressor activity
Source: RefSeq, a predicted model, not a curated record
UUGCUAUUUGAAUAGGUUGCCGAAAUGAAAGAUCCAAGUCAGAGUAAUAAUACUCCAAGCAUCAACAGUGAUGAAGUUGUUCUAAAUGGACACUCACACGAUGAAGAUAAUCCUUUUGCGGAGUACAUGUGGAUGGAAAAUGAAGAGGAAUUCAAUAGGCAGAUUGUAGAGGAGCUAUGGGAGGAAGAAUUCAUCGAGCGCUGCUUCCAGGAGAUGCUGGAGGAGGAAGAGGAACAUGAAUGGUUUAUUCCAGCACGGGAUCUGCCCCAGACCAUUGGACAAAUCCAGGAGCAACUCAACGGACUUGUCAUCAGCAGCAAUGGAUCGGUGGAGGACUUAGUGAGUAAGAGCAAUUUGAACCCCAACGCAAAGGAGUUUGUUCCUGGGAUGAAGUACUGAAGCUGAUUCGGAAGGCCUGUGUUGGUGGAUGUAGCACAAUCUCCACACUGUGAAGCCAGUAUUAGAGGAAACAGUUGUAGAAGCUCCCUUCUCUAUCACUGUGUUACAUUCGUGCAUUGCCAAAGUUUUCACUUAGUGUUGCAUGCUAAAUAAAUGUACCGAGACUGUUAUUAUUCAA